Diachasmimorpha longicaudata is the source of this 2493-nucleotide messenger RNA. It is a transcript of the gene Stl, whose product is annotated as stall. NCBI's taxonomy places the organism in Eukaryota, Metazoa, Arthropoda, Insecta, Hymenoptera, Braconidae. The record is from RefSeq and is a predicted model, not a curated record. The transcript has 3 exons. Gene Ontology annotation, biological process: extracellular matrix organization; proteolysis. Gene Ontology annotation, cellular component: extracellular matrix. Gene Ontology annotation, molecular function: metalloendopeptidase activity. Bases 293 to 2482 code for a protein of 729 amino acids.
GUGGGUGCCACGAUUCGGGAAUCGUGUGACCAGACAGUGAUACUGAUGCAUAUAAAAAUUAAAUUCAUGAUACGCCGAGGGCAAUUGGCCUCGUGUGCAACAAAGAGCAGUCUCCAUGCACAACAGUGGUUAAUAACCCUGGAGGCACCAGCAUAAUUCUUAUUUAGGUGGCUAUUCAGUUGUUUCUAUGACAAUUAACGAAACAAAACAUUGAAGGGCUUCCUGGAGUUUAUAAAAUGCAGCGAUUUUGCGGACUCACUAGCAUUUUUCUGUAGUUCUUCCAUUUAUCAUUAUGGAUGAUGUUUUGAGAAUUAUUCCACUGAUUUUACUCGUUUGUUUUUCUGUUGUCGUUGGUAAUUGUCAAGACGAUGUUGAUGUGGUUUUUAUUACGAGACGAAGUUCGAGAACUGCUGAGAUUCCUCUAGAGUUCACCGCAUUCAAUCAAAAGUUCAACCUCAGACUCAGGCGCAACGACAAACUAUUGGCCCCAUAUUUCCAAGUCUGGCGUCACGAGGGCUCUAACACCGUUCAAGAAAUUCCAGAGCUGAGUAAACCUCGUCCCUGUCAUUAUCUUCAUCAAGAUAACUUCAGUACAGCGGCUUUAAGCAUCUGCGAGGAUGGACUCCACGGUGUGAUAUUGCACUCCAAUGCAACACUUGAAAUCUCGCCGUUGGAAGAAAUCCCAAUAUCCGGAGAGGGAGUUCCUCACUUGGUCAAGCGAUCGUAUAUUUCGCCUCCAGAGUACUUUCAGACUAGUAGAAAUUACGUGGAGCUUCCAUUGGAUGCGAUUCCUAGGUCUAGAAGAGGUGCCUCACCCGAAUUAACAAUAGAGUUGGCUGUUUUCUUUGAUGAACCAGCCUACAAGCUUUUCUCCCCAUUUUUCAACAACGAUGAGAGAAAAAUGCGAGAUAUGCUGCUCGCUUACGUAAACGCUAUUCAAGCCCUCUACUAUCACCCUAGCCUCGGCUCAAGGGUCAACAUUGCACUUGUACGCCUGGAUUUGAUGAAGAAACAACCCCUGACUCUACCCCACCACGAUGGCCAACGGGAGAAACUUCUAGACUCAUUCUGCAAUUAUACGACUAUCAACAAUCCCAGAGACGACGAGCAUCCCAAUCACUGGGACAUCGGCUUAUACGUGUCGGGACUAGAUUUUUACGCAGACGAGAACGGAAAGAGGAAUGGCGUUACGAUGGGCCUUGCCACCGUAUCCGGCUCAUGUUAUCAUCAGUAUUCCUGUGUCAUUGCUGAACUGGGUGUGACUAAUCGGUUGGGGAAACCAUAUCCAUCCGCUGGAUUCACAUCGGUUUACAUUGCUGCUCAUGAAAUUGGACAUAAUUUAGGAAUGCACCACGACUCAACCGGCAACCCCUGCCCACGAGACGGCUACAUAAUGUCUCCAAGUAGAGGAACAACCGGCGAAACAAUUUGGUCAGUCUGCAGCCGUCAGGUGGUCCUCGAUCUCCCCCAGAAGAAACCGUGUCUCCUCGACCGAACCACCCUUAGAUCCGACAAAUUGCUCGAUCACGAGCGCUUUUAUACCCUCCCCGGUCGCGAGUGGACAGCCAAGAGACAAUGCGAAUUACUGCUGAGAGACAGAGACGCAUCGGUUGUCACGUUCGCCAACGCCUGCCAGUCUCUGCAGUGCAGUAGUCCGCACCGAAGUGGUUACUACUAUUCAGGACCAGCCCUAGAGGGAACGUUUUGUGCGAAUGGGAUGGAGUGUCGAGGAGGUGAGUGCGUUCCUGCUCUGCAUUUUCCCUCGGAUAAGCUCCUGAUGACCAAGCCCAGACUCAACGAAACUGGCUGGAGUAAAUGGAACGAAGGAAAAUGCAGGAGUGGGUGCAUUAAAAAAUCCAGGGGCGCUAGGGCAAAGCGAAGAACCUGCAGAAACGACAGUGCAAGUGAGUGUAAAGGUCUCUCCUUCGCGGUUGACCUCUGCGACGACUCAAAGCUCUGCGAGAAACGCAUAACAUCCGAGGAUUUUGCCACAUUAAAGUGCAGGGAAUUCAGUGCUCGAAUCCCAGAGCUCGAUGCAGAGGCUCGCGGUCUUCAAGCACCUCACGAGGCCGAUAGGCCCUGGAUGGGCUGCGCCAUUUUCUGCAAACAAAGACACAUCGCCUCCUACUACACCCCCAGGGUUGAACUCAAUGAUCUGGGGCUUGAUCCCUACUUUCCCGAUGGCACAUGGUGCCAUAAUAACAACGAUCAGGACUAUUUCUGCUUGCAGCAUCACUGUUUACCCAGCGAUUUUCAAUUCGCGAAGAAUUCAUUGUUGCAGAACAAUCAUCGUGACCUUGAUCUGGGACCACAGAAUGCGCGACCAGGGGGGAAUGAGGUCUCGGAGGAGAUGCGGAAAUAUUUAAGCCUGGGUGGUGAUGGAAGUCCACUGUUGAAAAUUCUUCCUGAAGGGGUUUCAGAGACAGAGGACGGGGAUGAGUGGGUGGAUCAUGAUUAUGUCGAACUUCCUGCUUUUUUGUGAACGAUGAGAGG